Molecule: messenger RNA, 3717 nt
Organism: Beta vulgaris subsp. vulgaris (sugar beet)
Lineage: Eukaryota; Viridiplantae; Streptophyta; Magnoliopsida; Caryophyllales; Amaranthaceae
Product: RNA-dependent RNA polymerase 2
Exons: 4
Coding region: 100-3450 (1116 amino acids)
Biological process (GO): siRNA processing
Cellular component (GO): nuclear RNA-directed RNA polymerase complex
Molecular function (GO): RNA binding; RNA-directed RNA polymerase activity
Source: RefSeq, a predicted model, not a curated record
GAGAACCCAUGACAAAAGAAUCCAAUUACAAAAAAACUGUGACUUCCACUCUCUCUCCUCACUCACUAAACUCACCCACCCAACUCAAAUUCUCCAACAAUGGCGAUAGACAGACCUACAGUAGAAAGAACAACCUUAAAAAUCUCAAACAUCCCAUUAACAGCCACAGCACAAGACCUCUUCGACUUCCUCGAAUCAACAAUUGGUAAAGCCACAAUCUUUGCUCUCGAAAUCUUCACUGACAAAAAAAACUGGAAAUCAAAAGGUCAUGGAAGAGUUCAAUUUGAAACCCUUGAUGCUAAAUCCAAAGCAACCCAACUUUCUCUUCAAAACAACCUUAAUUUCAGAGGUUUCCCACUUUCUCUCUCCUCUUCUCAUGAAGAUGUUGUGGUUAGACCCAUUGACCCAAAUCAUAGGACUAAAAUUGGGGAUUUGUAUGUGGGUUUGAUGUCAAAUGAAGAUAAUAUGUGUGUGAUUGAGACUUUUGAGAAUGUUACUUUCUGGGUUAUGCCUGAUAGAGGUUGUGUUGAAUUUCAUGUUGAGUUUGAUGAGAAAUUGUAUAAAUUGGAGGUUCAAUUUGAUGAUAUUUUUGAGGCUUUUGGGUGUUAUUUUGAUCCUCAGUCUCCUGCUAUUCUUUUUAAGCUCAAGUAUGCACCAAAAAUAUAUCAGAAGAUUUCUGGGCCCAAUUUGCGUACAAGGUUCAGCGCUGACCGCUAUCAUAUUUGCAAGGAAGAUCUUGAGUUUCUCUGGGUUCGUACUACAGAUAUUUCAAAUAAAAAGUCCAUUGGACUAUCUUCUGCCAUUUGUUGGGAAAUCGAAGAGGGGUCGAUGGGUCUAGACUUUUUCUCCACCAUUCCCUUUUACAAGAAAACUUUAAAUAGUUUCAUUUUAGAAGAAUAUGACGAUUAUUCUUCUGUCUCCGGUCUUGUUCCUCUUGUAAAGUGUGGUAACAUAUCGAAAUUGGAUUAUGAAAUCCUUUUUCAAAUCAACUCCCUAGUCCACACCCUCAAAAUUAGUCUUGCUGCUGUGACUACAGAGUUGAUCGAUUUUCUCACUACUCUGAGCCUAGACACGGCUCUUAUGGCUCUCCAAAAGUUGCAUAAGUUUAGUUCAACAUGUUAUGAGCCGCUUUCUUUUAUCAAGACUCAAGUACAGGCGUUAGAUAAUGCACGGAGUAAUAGUCUAUCAGCAAGAAGCCGCUUGAAGAACGAUAAUAUAAUGAGAUGUCAUAGGGCUCUAGUGACCCCAACAAAAAUAUGCCUCUUGGGUCCUGAACUGGAGUCUUCGAAUUAUGUUGUCAAGAACUUUGCAGCCUAUUCCUCAGAUUUCAUGAGAGUUACUUUUGUUGAUGAAGACUGGGGUAGGUUACACCCAAUCGUUGUGUCGGCCAGUACUGAGCAAGGCAUAUUCUCGAAGCCAUUUAGAACAGAUAUUUAUCACCGGAUAUUGUCUAUUCUUCGAGAAGGGAUUGUGAUCGGGAAUAAAAGGUUCGAAUUUUUGGCUUUCUCAGCAAGCCAACUCCGGUCGAAUUCUGUGUGGAUGUUUGCUUCUAAUGAUAAAGUGAAGGCAGAUGAUAUACGCGAAUGGAUGGGCAGCUUUAACAAGAUCCGCAGUGUUUCAAAAUGUGCAGCUAGGAUGGGACAAUUGUUCAGUGCGGCUCGGCAGACAAUAGUUGUUCCUGUGCAGGAUGUGGAAGUUAUUCCUGAUAUUGAUAUAAAUACAGAUGGUAUUGACUACUGCUUCUCAGAUGGUAUUGGAAAGAUAUCUCUCUCUUUUGCUAGACAAGUUGCACAAAAGUAUGGGGUAGACCACACUCCAUCUGCAUUUCAAAUACGUUAUGGUGGUUAUAAAGGUGUAAUAGCUGUAGACCGGAAUUCCUUCCGUAAGCUAUCUUUGCGUAGUAGCAUGCUUAAGUUUGAAUCCAAAAAUAGAAUGCUUAAUGUAACCAAGUGCUGUAAGUCCCAGGCAUGUUACUUGAACAGAGAGAUUGUCACUCUUUUAACCACCUUGGAAGUUAAGGACGAUGAUUUGGAAGCAUUAUUGCAGGACCACAUGCGCCUUCUGGGAAGUAUGCUCACAAGUAGAGAUGCAGCUUUAGCUGUGCUUGAGAGCACAGAUAUGGGUGACAGUAAAACUCUUUCUAAAAUGUUGCGUCAUGGUUAUGAACCAAAUGCAGAGCCUUACCUCUUAAUGAUGCUUCGAGCUUACCUGGAGAGCCAAUUGUCUGAUCUGAGAGGGAGAUGUCGCAUCUAUAUUCCGAAGGGCCGUGUUUUACUUGGAUGUUUGGAUGAGACAGGGAUUUUGAACUACGGCCAGGUGUUUGCCCGUAUAACCCUUAGGAAAACUGAACUUGAGAAUGUAGAUCCGAGUAUUUUCCACAAAGUGGAUGAGAAAACUGCAAUACUUACAGGGAAAGUGGUUGUCACCAAGAACCCUUGCUUGCACCCGGGUGAUGUCAGAGUGCUUGAGGCUGUUUAUGAAGUGGCCUUAGAGGAGAAGGGAUUAGUUGACUGCCUGGUCUUCCCACAGAAAGGAGAAAGGCCUCAUCCAAAUGAGUGCUCCGGUGGCGACUUAGAUGGCGAUCUAUAUUUCAUAAGCUGGGAUGAAAGACUGAUACCUCCAAAAACUGUUCCCCCCAUGGACUAUAGUGCGUCCAGGCCUCGGAUCAUGGAUCAUGACGUAACUCUGAAGGAGAUCCAACAAUUCUUUGUUGAUUAUAUGAUCAAUGACACACUUGGAACUAUCUCGACGGCACACUUGGUCCUUGCAGACCGUGAGCCUGAAAAAGCUCUCAGUCCUAAAUGUCUGCGCUUGGCUAACCUGCACUCAAUGGCGGUCGACUUUGCAAAGAGCGGUGCCCCAGCUGAAAUGCCUAGGGUUUUGAAACCGAAGGAGUAUCCUGAUUUUAUGGAGAGGUGGGAUAAACCUACUUACGUAUCCCAAGGGGUUCUAGGUAAACUUUACAGAGCCACUGUUGCUUCAACGAUUCCAAAAUCAGAUUUUAGUUGGUCGGAGGAAACUGCUCGAGCUGCUUAUGACCCUGACCUAGAAGUGCCUGGCUUUGAGACCUUCAUUGAUGCUGCAAAAAGCUGCAAGGAGUUGUACAGAGAUAAGAUGAGUGUAUUGCUGAUGUUCUAUGGAGCGAAUACUGAGGAUGAGAUUCUGACAGGUAACCUAAGGAGCAAGUCAGCAUAUUUGCAGAGAGAUAACAGGAGGUAUAGAGAGCUAACAGAUAGGAUAUUGGUUUCUGUAAAAAGUUUACAGAACGAAGCGAAAGGAUGGUUCGAGAAUAGCUGCAAAGUACAAGAUCGGCAAAAGAUGGCUUCAGCAUGGUACCGUGUUACUUAUCACCCAUCUCAUUGCCAUGACAGCCAGAAUUGCCUGGGUUUUCCUUGGACUGUGAGUGAUGUACUGCUUACCAUAAAAUCUGAUAACCGGAAACAAUCUUGAUCCCUUUUCCCGUCCUUUUAUCAUAAAGCCAUAGAAUUUCUGUAGGUUACCCUCUGUAUUUGGAAAUUCUGGUGGUUUUGUAGAUGGUCAUGAAGACAGGUAACUUGUUAAAAGCCUAAUUGCCCAUAAGGGUGCUAACCCUUUAACUUCCUCUAGUUGUUGGGCCAGAAAGUCAGGAAUCAUAAGUUUAUCUAGCUUAGUAUCACCUUGGUGAAAGAUCAAUAUGUAUAUCCAUGGAUGAUCGAUAAUCGGAAAUUACUUCUAAAA